GCAUAGUUCCUUCUCACCUCCCCCCACCCACCCCAUAAAUGGUGACAUAACUGUUUUCCUUCUGUGGUUCUGAAAUUAUUGCUUAAUAUAUGCAAUCCAAAAGCUUCCUUUAAUCUGUUUGGCUCUCGACCAUUGAGUCGAGCAUUCUCAAAAGUCAAUUUAGUUCCGGAUUGCAACUGAAGGCAAAUAUCCUACAUUCGAUUAGUGUUCCCUGGAUAAUCAUCGCUUCAGGAGAAACUGGAGUAAAAAAGAAAACAAAAAUACGUUCGACUAAUAUCAUAAACUGAAAUUCUGUGACACCGUUGCAAGUGAACUAAGACGAUGAGAGCGCACAGAGAGGGGAAGUUUCUCAUGUUUCUCGUCUCACUGAGUUUAACUCAAGCAAAUAUAACAUCCUCGUGUGGCACGACGGACAGUUACUUGGAAGUGCAAGAGGGUAAAAAGGACAACACAUUCACCUGCACAGGACUGUCUGCAAACGACAUCGUGACGUGGAACUUGCGGGAGAAUGACAUCUUCUCUACUAACCCUGACCUUGGUUACUGCCUGCCUCGUCUAUCAAAUGGAAGUUUUCCUCCCUGUGAAAUGCCGUAUUAUCCAUAUUUCAAACCGAGCAGACUUUCAGAUGAUGCAGGAAUAAUGAUUGUUAAUUCAUCAUCAUCUUCAGCUUCGACCUUUUUCGACAGAGGACGAAUAGUCUGCUCAAUUUUGCGGUCAACCAGUGCUGGUUGUCGCUUGGACUACAUAUAUUCGGCUGAAAACAUUUCUUGCACGGUUCAGUUCAGUAACGAUUUCUGGAGCAUGCUUGGCCAGUGUGACAUUAAAAAAACCCGAUCGUCACAAAAGCGGUACAGGUGCGAGUGGAUACAGACAAAAGAGUCACCAAGAGAAGAAAUCCUUAUCGCUAACACAUCAAUGACUGUGGCGCCCUCUGUGGGGAAUUACGUCACUGGAUGGUGUAACAUCACCAGUUACCUGCCACCUGUCGGUCAGUACACUUACAGUGUGACCCUUGUUCCUGGGGAAGUAACAAUCAAUGCGAGUUUCGUGGGAAACAAUAAAAUAGUUCGCCCCUCAAGUAAACCUAUCCACAACUGUCCACAAUACAUACCAGAAGGUGACAACCUCAGCUGCACGUGUACUUUGAGUGACCUGGGCAGUCCUCCCGGUGUACUACAGUGGAAUACAACGGGAUCAGCAGAAUUACGUCUUACUUCUGUUCAGGCUGGUAAUACUGGUACACACACCUGUCAGCUCUGGUGGAACAAUACAGUCGUGCAGUCCGUGGAGUAUAACUUUACUGUGACAUAUGGACCAAAAACCGUGACAGCUGUGGUGCUCAGCUCUCAACCAUUUGAUACAAAUGGAUUACAGGACAUAGGACUGAACUGCUCAGUCUCUGGAUCAAAUCCACCCUCAACAAUCUCCUGGAUCCGAUCAGACAAUAAAAGAGUUCUGUGCAACACUCAGCUGUGUACCCUAACCCCCAGGCCUCCUGAUGACGAUGGUUUGAAGAUUGAAUGUCUGGCCACAAACCCUGUCACCAACAGAACCAACUCAAGCAGUGUGACACUCGCACUCAACUACCCUCCUACAUCACCGCCAGUGAUCACAGGAAACCCGACUCUCCAUGAGGGCCAGCCUGUGUAUGAGGGAGACAGCUUGACUCUAACAUGUACAGUACGAGGCGGUAAACCUUCUAACGCAACUGUCAUAACGUUUACCUGCCCCAACAGGACAGACACACCUGACAGCAGCUUCAACUCAUCCAGUGUCACCAGCAGCUUGACCUUUGAUCCCGUUACUUCUUAUAACCAUGGCAACUGCAGCUGUACCGCCGCAUGGAAGAGUUAUGAUUGGUACAAACAGAAAUCUAACUGGAACAUCGAUGUUUAUACCUCUCCAUCUAUUCCAGUAAUUUUCCCCCUCAGUGACAUACCGGGAAGACCUGCGUAUCCUUUCAUGGCGGGUACCUCAGGUAGACUUGGAUGUAGAAGCAAUCAGACAGGUCGACCAGAAGCCACCUACAGCUGGCCUGUUCCCGCUACAGGUCAGGCUUCAGGUAGUAACCUGACUUUCUACAACCUGUCGAGAGAAGAUAACGGGAGAACAGUGAAGUGCAGGGCCAGCAACGAUUACACAGAGAACAGGCGGCCUGUUGAUGAUGCUACUCUUGUCCUACAGGUGUACUAUGAGCCCGUCGUCAGCUUCACACGUUUUUCCGAUGGAAAUGAUUGUAUUGAGGUAUCCAGUCUGCCUGAUUACAAACAGUGUGUUGUUACCGAAGGACAAAGGAUUCACAUCAACUGCACUGCUGACAGCAACCCAUCCCCUUUAUCAUUCAGGUGGCUUAGUCAAAACAAAGAUGUCUACUCUAACUCAAGUGAACUGCUUAUCACAUCUGCUGACCACACCAUCCACAACGGUGACUACAACUGUACGGUGGUCACGAAACAAAUGAACAACGACAGCCGCCUACCUCUAACAUCAUUUGCCAUACUGACUGUUAUUGUUGGUUACUCUCCCAGUGUCCUGAACUUUAGUAUAAAUGACAUGGACAACAUGACUGUAAAUGUUCGGGAAAAUUCCAGUGUGGACAUAAAGUGCCUUUGUAAUGGAAGACCUGCUCCAAGCAUUCAACUCAUAAACGGAACAGAACAUUUCCUAAUUCAGAGUCAACCUACAGAAGACAUCGUUAUUAAUGAACAGAGUUGGUGGGUCAACUUUACCAUAGACCAAGUUCCGUGUGAAGCGUCGGGAGUCUACAGAUGUGAUGUCAACAACAGUCUUGGACAGGACAGUCAGAGUCGAACGUUACUUGUGUACUGUGCUCCCAGAGGAACAUUUGGUGAUAAAAAUAUCAAUACUACAAGCGGUAAAGGAGAGCUUACUGUCAGAAUGACUGCAUACCCCACGCCGAUGGUAAAGAAAAUAAUAUUUCUUGGCCACGGCAGUUCUGAUGGAGAGCUAGUGAAGGAAAACAAUAUUUAUGUGGAAUGUUCUGCUAGUUCUUUGGCCCCAGCUGCAGUCACCUGCAAUGUAACAGUUAUCAAUAUAGGAAACAGCGACGAAGGAUUUUACAGAAUCGUUUUCAGCAAUGGUUUUGGAGAUAUGCCUUUCACCUUCUUUGUUAAAGUUUCAGAUCAAGCGAGCCAAGUAAAAAGUAAAGACAAUAAUAUUCCAGCAAUAAUUGGCGGAGUCUUUGCUGUGUUGGUAGUGGUUGUCAUCGUAAUUAUUACAGUAUUUUUGGUGCAGCGUCAUAGAAGAAAUGGUGGUCUCUCCCAGUCAAGGCAUGAUCAUCAUCCAAAUGUAAAUCAAAGGAAGACUGCUGAUGAUGGUGUUGAAAUGAUUAAUAACGACACGUAUGCAGGACCCGAAGCCUUUGCAGCAUCACUUGCCAUGAAUUCAGACUCAGCCUAUGAGAACGUCGCUUUUGAAAACACACAAGGGGAUCAUGUAAACACCUCUGGUAACAAUAGUAAGCAAGAGAAAAACGACAUUACAGUACAACGAAAUAAGGAUGGCUUAAUUUAUUCGUCUCUAGACUUUGAUGAAGCAAAGAGUGCUAAACCACCACCUCCAAAACACGAAGAAACUGAAUACAUAUCUAUUGAUCUGAAGAAAACAAAAUUACUGCAGCAUGAAUUGAACAGCAAUUAAUGUCGGCAGUUUGUCAAAAGUGUCUUUAAAUACCGCACCAUUAGAUAAAAAGGAAAAAUAAUACCUUAUACUAAUUUUUUGCUAAGAAAUAUACAAACGGAGCAAUAUGGGGCAUUUUUUGCUAAUGGCUCACAGAUAUCUUUUUGGAAACAGUGGCUCCCAUUUCUCCCUGUGAUUUUUUAAAUAACGGUAUUAUUUGUAAAAAUAAGGGGACUGUAACCGAGAGAAGUCUCGAGACAAUUGCCGGAGACAGCAAAUGUUAAAACCUGGUUUGGUUUGUGUAAGUUUGCCUAUAUUGUAGCAGAUGGGUUACCUUGUUAUUUGUUAGUUCUACUAUCUUAUGUGUAUAUUAUAUUGUUUAUGUCUAUGUAGAUUGGUUAAUGCUAAAAUAUUAUAUAUACCAUUGUUCGUGUUCGUGUUGUACAUGUAUGUAUUGUGGAAUAAAACAAGAAAUGUACUAACAGUAUUAAUAAUGUUUGUAAGAAUGUCAGUUACACUUUUUUCCAAUGAUGUUCAAAGUAAAGGUGACUUUCCUAUACUGUCUGUAAUGUGCCUAAAAUUGAAAUAACAUCCUUUAGAUGCAAAGUAUUUUUUUAACAGAAGAAGGGCAUUAAAUGACAUAUUAAACCAGAUAAGUAGUGUAAAGUCUUGAACAGCCAGUGGUCAGUUAAGAACGCGAGAUAUUUAACGCAGACGUAAUAGCUAAGUUGCUCGAUCCCACCGUAGCGAACCCGAGUGUCACUAUUACAUCAUUUACAUGCAUUGAGACAGUAAAUGAAUCAAUGCUGCUUAUGUCUUAAUUAAAGUGUAUAGUCAUUGCCAAACGAUCUUCAAAUGUCAAAAUCAUUUUCUUUCUAGUUACUCUUCAUUUUAACAGUAGAUGCAUAUACGUAUUUGUUACAAGAUGACAUGGUAUUUUGGGUUGUACAUAUAAGUUACAAAGUGCAUUUGCACUCUUCAUGUUUGCUGUAAUUCUUUUGUUUACAGCCUUAAACUUUUAGGAAAAACAAUGUAAACACACCAACAUGAGCUCUAUGAUUCAGAAGCAAUUUAAACCUUUUUAUGCUCUCAAAUCUCCUGAAGUUUGUAAAUAUAUUGCUUGUGAUAAGAUAAAGAAAACGUAUUUUGCUUUAAAUGAAGUAACAUGAUAUCAAGAAUUUAAGGAAAAUUUUUUUCAGUUCUAAUUUAAAUAUCGUAUUAUGUAAAUAUUGCGUUGUUAUUUACAUUUUGAAGCAUUUAUUCAUGGUUCCAAACAUUUUAUACUUUAUACUGAUUAAUUUAAAGAAGUAUAUAUUGACUUAUGUAAUUAAACAACUCUCUCUCUCUUUAUAUAUAUAUAUAACAAAUUCAAUCCGGAAAUCAGAACUAAAUAAAAUAUUUGUAAAUUUGCUUUCGUACAAACAAAUAAACGAUGCUCAU
Messenger RNA from Pomacea canaliculata, 5079 nucleotides. Its product is annotated as hemicentin-1-like. The coding region runs from base 322 to 3660 and encodes 1112 amino acids. The transcript is spliced from 17 exons. The record is from RefSeq and is a predicted model, not a curated record. NCBI's taxonomy places the organism in Eukaryota, Metazoa, Mollusca, Gastropoda, Architaenioglossa, Ampullariidae.